AUGGUAAUCGUCAAGUUACAGCCGACAACCGCCGGAGGACGACCCUCCAGCUCGGCACCACCGGUCAUCGGACCCCAUCCGACAUACGCGGAGGAGAAAGCCACGCUUAUCAGGGUGGCCAUACUCCCGGAGGGUUUCCCGGCGGCCAGCCUGACCGCAGAGGAACUAUCCGGGCUUCAGGAAUCGGUCAUGGACGAGAUGCUCACGUCAGCGUGGAGCGGUCCUGUCGUUUUCAGGGGAAUUCACUUCAGGGUGGGUAACCUAACUAUCGACUACCUGGAUAAAGGCUCAGCUGAGUGGCUUAAGACUGUCGUACCUCAGGGAGUACCCCUAGAAACCCGCACGGGAGCAGACAUCCCGGCAGCUUACAACGCCACGUUGUUCUGCCCGAGGAGCUCAGACCGGAGCAAUGAGGAGAUACUAGCCUUCAUUGGUUUCCAAAACCGUGUCGAGACGGACGCCUGGAAAGUCAUCCACAGGAAGAACGACGGAGCUGGUGCACUCCUGGUCGUAGGGAUGAGAUAGUGGAGCGUCUGAAAAAGACUAAGAAAGCUCCGGAAGAGACGCCCAGUGACGACAUCUGCGAGGCUGACGAGGAUACCCUCGAACCACUGAAUGUGGAGCCGACGUCGCAGAGUGGGGAGAAAGACGGACAAUC
Drosophila gunungcola (fruit fly) is the source of this 658-nucleotide messenger RNA. RefSeq lists its product as uncharacterized. The coding region runs from base 1 to 525 and encodes 174 amino acids. The transcript has 2 exons. The record is from RefSeq and is a predicted model, not a curated record. Lineage: Eukaryota; Metazoa; Arthropoda; Insecta; Diptera; Drosophilidae.